Cucurbitaria berberidis CBS 394.84 is the source of this 2721-nucleotide messenger RNA. Its product is annotated as glutaminase A. The record is from RefSeq and is a predicted model, not a curated record. The transcript is spliced from 4 exons. The coding region runs from base 139 to 2571 and encodes 810 amino acids. NCBI's taxonomy places the organism in Eukaryota, Fungi, Ascomycota, Dothideomycetes, Pleosporales, Cucurbitariaceae.
CCCAUCGUCCUCGGGCGGUACCUAGUUGCUCUAUAUAUGAUAGAGAUAGGACGGCUGGUUUCACCGUGUCUGUAUUGAGCUUUCCCGUUCGUUGUUCUCGUUCCUCAACUCCUCGCACUGUGCUGCACCGGCCACGUAAUGCGGCUAUUCACCGUCACAGCCGCGGCGCUUCUGGCAAGCGUUGCGGAAGCUUCAAGCUUGACUCCACCUGUUCUUCCACUGGUUGUGAGAAAUCCAUAUCUGAGUACAUGGCUAGCGAACGCGCGAGAAGCGCCGUGGAGCCAGUGGCCCAUGUUUUGGACUGGCGCCGAGGUUGGCUUUGGUGUCCUCGCGUCCCUUCCCGAUUCAAACCAAGUAUUCCCACUCCUGGGCCGGCCCCACGACUCGCUAGAAGACGACAGUAAAGAUUAUACCAUCGCGUACCCUACAUACAAAGGCGCCAAGUAUGACGCAUCCACGACGAACCUCACAUACUCGAUCCGCACGUCAGACAAGAUCGCCGCGGCCCACGACGUCGAAAUCACCCUCUCCUUCCUCUCGCCCAUUACACCUACCUCGACUCUGCGACAGUCGAUACCGGCAGCUUAUCUCUCAAUACAUGUCGAAGCAAGUGUCAAGGUCAACCUCUAUGUGGAUGUCAACGGACAAUGGGUGAGCGGGAAGCGGGAAAGCCUCAUAGAGUGGGGCCUGACCGAAUACGAGGCGCCAGGAACAAUAAAAGGCUUGAAGACAUGGAGGGUGAAGCGUCAGAUUGAGCAACUCUUUACCGAGACGAACGACCAGCCCGAGUGGGGUCAGCUGCACUUUACUGGGCCAGCUGAUGUUCGCCACGAGUCCGGUACCUCUGCGCUGCUCCGUCAGCGCUUUGCCCGGACUGGGACGCUGCAAAAUGUGGUCGAUGAGAACUUUCGCGCCAUAAUGGAGGAUGAGCCGGUAUUCGCCUUCGUCAAGGAAUUCAAGCCGAAGAACUCGUCGGCUACUGCAUCAACCGCGAGCAAGAGUGUGCUAUUCACCAUUACCCACAUUCAAGAUCCAGUCACGCAGUAUGCUUCUGCUCGCGGUCUCACCUUCAUGCGUCCGCUGUGGAAGUCCUGGUUUUCGCAGCACAGCAAGCUCAUCCACUUCCAUUAUCUCGACUUUACCAAGGCCAACAAUCUGGCGGGCAACUAUUCGGAGCAACUUCGUAUCGAUGCCUAUCAAUCAGGAUCCACAAACUACGUUGAUAUUGUUGCUCUAUCGGCUCGACAAACCAUGGGCGCGACCAGCUUCUCUGGAACACCAGAGAACCCACUGCUCUUCCUGAAGGAGAUCUCAUCGAAUGGCAAUUCCCAGACGGUCGACGUUAUUUUCCCUGCAUUUCCUUUCUUCCUUUACACCCAGCCUAAAUGGCUUGCAUAUCUCCUAGAGCCGCUUCUCGAGCAUCAGUUGAGUGGCCAGUACCCUAACAAGUAUUCGAUGCAUGAUCUGGGUGCCCACUUUCCCAACCUGACUGGCCAUGCCGACGGAAGAGAUGAGUACAUGCCUGUUGAAGAGUGUGGAGAUAUGCUUAUUAUGGGGCUGGCUCUAGUGAAUUCGUUGAGCUAUAAUUCCGAUGUCGAGUCUCAGUCUAUCUGGUCUACUGUCGGGAACGACGCAGACUACGAUGAUUCAAGCGAGAAGCCCUUUGCCCUGAUGAACAUCGGCUCUCAUGGUGGAAUUGAGUAUAUCGAUGAAGCCUGGGGCGGAGGUACAAAGGGAGUCAAGCAGGCGAGGAAGUGGUUGGAAGGUAGUUAUGAGCUGUGGAAGCAGUGGACAGGCUAUCUUGUCGAGGAUGCUCUUGAGCCCCACAAUCAGCUCUGCACCGACGAUUUUGCAGGAUGGCUUCCUCUGCAGACGAACCUGGCGUUGAAGGGCAUUGUCGGUAUCAAAGCCUUUAGCGAGCUAGCGGAUCUCCUCGAGCGGCCUGGCGACGCGAAGCACUACCGCAACAUCUCCGAAACGUACAUCAAGAAGUGGCUGGAGUACGGUAUCUCGCGCGAUGGUUCGCAUGCUAAGCUCGCAUACGACUGGUAUGGAAGCUGGACGACACUGUAUUCGCUUUAUGCCGAUGCCGUCUUGUGCUUCCACCCUUCCAUCACAAACGCGACCUCCACGUCAUCAUAUAUGGGCUCUAACGGGCAUGCACAGGAGCCUUUGACAUCGGAUGAGUUGUCAGGAGGUCGAACUCCCAUCACUUCGGACUUUAUUCCCAACCACAUCUACAAAAUGCAAUCAGACUGGUACUCUGCCGUCAUGCAGAAAUACGGCCUACCACUCGAUAGUCGACACCUUUACACCAAAUCAGAUUGGGAGUUUGAAGCCGCUGCCGUCGCAAGCAAGAAGGUGAGAUCGGAGAUUUUGGAUAGAGUGGCGCUGUGGUUGAAUGAGACGGCUACGGAUCGCCCGUUUACGGAUUUGUAUGUCACAGAAGGGGACGGGGGUUUUCCAGGACCGUGGUUCUUUGCUAGACCGGUUGUUGGGGGUCACUUUGCUUUUUUGACGCUAGAGAGGGCUUGUGGUGGGAAGACGAAGGAUGUGAUGAAUGACGAGUAAUGAAGCAUGGCAGUACUGAUGUGCUGAAGUAGUUGCAUAGUAAAUAGGAUAUAUUAAGCUGCAUUGCCUAAGUCUAUGAGACUGAGAACAAUCGCAUACUCUAGUCUUAUUCUAGUUAGAGCCUAGUAAUAAUCGGUUCUGGAUUACGGU